Molecule: messenger RNA, 13436 nt
Organism: Spirodela intermedia
Lineage: Eukaryota; Viridiplantae; Streptophyta; Magnoliopsida; Alismatales; Araceae
Source: the annotation of a GenBank genome assembly
AUGGCGGCCGUGGCGAGCACGGUGGUUCACGAGGUGUUGGGUCCGAAUGUUCAGGAUGUGGACAAGCCUAUCGUCGACUACAUCAUCAACGUGCUCGCCGACGAGGACUUCGACUUCGGGGUCGAAGGGGAGGGCGCUUUCGAGGCCAUCGGGGAGCUUCUCGUCGAAGCCGGAUGCGUCCAAGAUUAUGAAGAAUGUCGUUCGGUAAGCAUUCAAGUUCAGGGUUGGGUUGUGCUUCGUAGGAUUGUUCCAAUAUCUAUUACAAUUUUCUGAAAGUUCAUCUUGUCUCGAGCAAAUUUUGGUGCAUGUCUGCAUAAUUAUCCAACUUCUGCGUGUUUUCUUCUUCUUUUCUUUCUUUGCAUACACCGGAUUGCUUUCAAGACGCGAGCAAGUUUUGGCAAUGUGUUUCUGCAUCCACUGCUUGAUGCUUUCUUUUGUUCCUUUCUCUUAUGUCAGGAUAGAUCUAAUUUUUCAAAGUUUGAAAUUUUGGGUUAAGUGGGAAAUUUUGAUUAUCUUCAUUUUAUAACGUGAGUUUUAUUUUGGUUGAGAAAAGGGCUAAUUGACUACGGAUUAUUUGGCGUGUAGAAACAUGGUAUCUGGUCAUGUGCUCUUGGGGUGUGACAACAUGUAACCUUUACUAUAGAGUUCAUGCUACUGGUUGUUGUUUGGAUGAUGCUUCUCGUGGAGAUAAUCAAAAUCUCUAGGUGUUAUUUGUGGGUGAAGUACCAUUUAAUUAGUAAGCUCUAGGUGUUUCUUUUGAGAGGCCAACCCACUUUGAUAGGAAUGUCUUCAUGAAAAGGCGAUCCCAUUAUUUUUUUUGAUUUCCAUGUCCUCGGGUAAGCUCUAAUUAUCUAGUAAAUGAGUAUAAUAGGAUAGAUAUUUAUUUCAUUAUAGGUUAUUUAUUUAUUUAUGCUAAGUUAUCGUUAUCUGAAUCUCAGUUUACUUUUUAGCUCAUCUUCUUUCACUAUUUGUUAUCGAAAUCACUCUUUACCAAUUCAUUGUAUGAAUAUCAACUGAUGGCAAUUUUUAUGUCUUUAACAUAUGUACAUAUGGAAUUGGUAGCCUAUUGUCAAUCUGCAUUUGGGAUUUUAGUUUCGUUCAUUUUUUUCUAUUUAAACUGUCGUCUAAGGAGAGAAAUAUGUUUCUGAUCAUAUCCUUAGAUACAUUUUUUGAGUCAUUUUUUCCCUCAAUUUUAUUAUUUUUUUAUGACGAUUUUUUUCUCUGAGGAAAAUUCAGGUCUGCAGCAAAAUCUUUGAAAAAUUUGGGAAGCACGGUCUAAUGAAGCCAAAGCAGACCGUACGAAGUCUUGCAAAUCCUGUCAGAAUGUUUGAUGGAAUGGAUGAAGACCAAACACCAAAGAAACAAGUCGAAGUGCUGGAUGGUCCUGUGCUAUCUGAACGUGAUCGAGCAAAGCUUGAACGGAAAAAGAGAAAAGAGGAACGCCAGAGAGAGGUGUGCUAAAUGAAUUCGUGUCAUUUAAUUUAUUGCCUACAAUUUACUAUUGGGUUCCAAGUCACUCAGUCUACUCUAUCGACAAUAUUCCUAUUGAUUUUUUUUUUCAUGGCUAUGAAUGUUAUGGAUUUCUGAGAUUAUCAGAAAAUAUAUACUUUGUGCAUUCUUUCCAUGCAAGAUUGGAAAUUUUGCAAUUGAAUUGUGUUUGCCAAUUAUAAAAUUUCUCGGAUGUGACGAUGCUUAGUUCUCUGCGUUUGAUCAUUGGCAUCACUUUUGGUUCAUGUAGGCUCAAUAUCAAAUGCAUCUGGCAGAAAUGGAAGCUGUUAGAGCAGGGAUGCCCGUAGCAUCUGUGAAGCAUGAGUCUGGUGAGAGCGGAUCAACUGUUAAAGAUAUCCACAUGGAGAACUUCACUGUCUCUGUUGGUGGCCGUGAUCUCAUUAGCAAUGCUUCAUUGACUCUUUCAUUUGGUAGACAUUAUGGUAAGUUGGUGAGUGGAUUUCUUUUCCAGGACAUGAGCAAUGCUUUAAAAUUAUCCCUGUGAAUGUUGUGUUUGUGAAAUUAAUGGACAGUUUGUUAUUCACCGUGCUAAACUUUGGUGUGACAUGAAGAAUCUGUUGCUAAGAAAAAUCUAUGUUUUAUCUUCAUGGAAGAAAGAUGAAGAUAUAUGGCCUGAUAUUACUUAAAUUCUGGUUCUAUUGUAUUUCCAUGCAUCAACGGAGUGCUCCUAAAGCAUUAUAUGAAAGGUUCCUUACGUCUAUUCAUUCACACAAUGUACGUUUGUCAAGCCAGGUGCCUACACACAAUGGCUCAGUUUUGCCUUAGCAUUCAGGUGUUGGUGGAAGGGAGAGGUGGUGAGUGCCCUUUUUGGCACCAAAAAGACAGCCCGUGAUCUCAUAUGGGCAAACCAGGUAUUUCAAGGGACCCCAGGUGGCUGCAUCCCGUUGUUGAGCCCACUGCUCAUGUUCUUGUAGGUUCAUACUUCAUGAACCUCUGCCGUCGCUGUCAUCUGUGCCAUUUUUAACUUGCACUAUUGCUUCCGGCAUUCUGUUGCUCUCACCCUUACAGUGGUCUUCUUCAUGCUCAUGCCUUGUACAAUCAUCAGCAGAUGUACCCCCUCCUAUCUUCUUCUCCUAUGCCCUCGCUCUCCCCUUCUCCCAUCCUCUUUAUCUGUUUUCUGUCCAAUUAUCAACUACCUCAUCCUUGAUCUCGCCACCUUCCCCCUUUGCUUUUACCCUCAUAGUCUCACUCUUCCAGCUUACGAUAAUCUCCCAUUAUCCUUGGACCUGGUCUAAUGAAAUUAUUGUCAGGGGUUUCUGACCAUGCUUUCCCUUUGAUGCUGUUGGAUUGGUAAUAUCUCUAAUUUCUUGUGUCUUAAGCAUUUUCAAAUCCUAGAUCCUGAUCCUCUCCUUCACCUCUUUUCUUUGUUCUCCCCGUGGUUUCACUCUCCUGCCUCCCUCUAGGGCCUUUCCCCUCCCUAUGCUCCAUUUCAUGGAUCUGCCUCCAUCAUGUCCGCAAUCUCUCUCAAUGCACCAUAAAGAGGCAUAAGUUGCUUCCAUGUCUUGACCGCUGUAUUUCUUUGCACAUCACACUGGCAUUCUGUAGGUUGCAUCAAAUUAUAUCUAUAUUAUAAAGUAGUUGUUUACGACCUUUAAAUUUCUUUCUUCAGUGUGGUCAAAUAUAUCAAUAACCAAUGGAUUAGUGUUUGAGUCUGAUUCCAUGAGCAACAAGGAAAAAAUUGUUUGAUACUAUUAUUAUCUGGAGAGGGCCUCGUUGGUUUACAAGUAGUGAGGAGAUACGGAAGGGGGGAUAAGAUGUUCAUUCGUCAAAACGCAAAUUCCUGUGCUUUGUGGGCAAGAAGCACAGCCUCUAGUGGUUUUCAAACCUUGACCAAAAUAUGUGGUUCAUAACGUAGGUUUGUUUUCCAAUUGGGUCCAAAGGGUGAAAAUCGUUGUUUUAGGCAAAUUUGAUGUUGCAUUCUUUUUUUUUUCCCAUAGAAAGAAUAUGAAAUGAAUGCCCAGCUGUUACUCAAAGCAACCUUUAAUAUAUGGACAGUUGCCUCCACUUGUUUACUUCACUCAAACAAAGUUGCAGAAUGUUUUUCAUUGAGAUAAAUUUACCUUUUGUUGAUUCGGGUUGCAUAAAACAUGCUUAAGUAGAGGAUUUUUGAAAAGAGGGAUUAUAAUUUCGGUCAAUUGGUAGUACAAUUUUCAAUUUGAUCAAUGUUCUCAAAUUUUCAAUUUCUGUGAUUGUUGGAUUAUGUGGACAUUGUGUUGUGGAUGUUGUGGAUACUUGACAUUGUGUUUUUAUUAACGAUGAAAGAGGAAGAAAUCGGUGGAAGACCUGAUUGUAGGGUCCAAAACUUGUCUAGGAAAUCCAAUACAAAUCUCGAUGGAGUGAACUCUUCCACACUACCCUAAAUGUGAUUUCUAAAGGGACGAUUUAAUAUACGAAAAUUAAACAGAGGUCAUAUAUUCAAUAUGUUGAGAGAAAAGAAAACAUACCGUUAGAAAAGCUUCAAAAUGUCAUGUGCGACUCGGACAUCCAGCACCCAACAUCUACGUUCUACCUUAUAUUUAGCUAUUUAUUUGUAGUGAUAAAUUUAACUGUUUUUUUAAUAUUUUCAAAAAUCUGGUAGCUAAUCCUUAUUUUUUGUCUCCUUAGUUUAGAUGACACUUCAAUAUUUUAUUUUUCAGGUCUUGUUGGCAGGAAUGGUACUGGGAAAACAUCUUUUCUGAGACAUAUGGCCUUGCAUGCCAUUGAUGGUAUUCCAAAAAACUGUCAGAUAUUACAUGUAGAACAAGAAGUUUCUGGUGAUGAUACAACUGCGUUGCAGUGUGUUCUCAACUCUGAUAUUGAACGGAUUCACCUCUUGGAAGAAGAAGCUCGUAUACUUUCAUUGCAGGUUGUCAGUGAAAUUUGCAAGCAUAUGCUUUCCUGCUUUCAUUAUUGACAUAUUUUGACUUGUCUUCUUUUUUUAACUGUUUUUCUAGAGAGAUUCAGAAUUUGAUGGGGAAAAGGGAGUGAUUGAUGGGAAGGUUAAUGGGACAACCGACAAAGAUGUGUUGUCACAGAGGCUUCAAGAAAUAUACAAGAGGCUGGAAUACAUUGAUGCGGACUCUGCUGAGUCACGCGCAGCGUCAAUUCUUGCGGUCCAUCCUUUGAUCCUUUAUACUCUGUCUUACUUGUAUGUCAUAGAGUUUUUUAAAAAGCUGCAGUCCGAAAUCAUUCACACACAAAUGUGAUCAUGUAAACUGCGUAUCUCUUUAUAUCUAAUUUCACGUGUCUUUAGUUGAUAUUUGCUAACAUGUACAAUACAGACAAUUUAUAGGUACAUGUCGACGGUUUAUCUGUAAUUAAUAUCUGGUUUUCACACUCAGUUUUAUGUGCAAUUGUGUCAUGACUGUUCUAAUUCGACGGGUAUGCAUGUCAACUCGGGAAAAGAGCAUUAAUUUUUGAUCCCUUGAAAAUGCUACGAGAAUAAUUACUUGGGAACUUCCCAUUAUGUAAUUCAUCCAGUGUCUGCAUAUCUAAUCGUUUGGAUUCCUUGAAUUUUUUUGCAUAUCUAACCAUUUUGUAUUUUCUGAAAAAGUUAUAUUUUCUGAAAAACCGAUUGAGAAAUUUGACUAGUUUCUCUGAUGAUUUGUUCGGUGAUGUGGCUAGUUGUGACAACCCUGCUGCUAUUCCUCAUUUUUAUAAUUAUGUUCAAAAAAAUUGCAAUGUUUUAGGGCCUGAGUUUCACUCCAGAAAUGCAACGGAAGCCCACGAAAGCUUUCUCUGGUGGUUGGCGCAUGCGAAUUGCUCUAGCUCGUGCUUUGUUCAUUGAGCCUGAUUUGUUGCUUCUUGAUGAACCAACGGUACUGCUCCACUGGGAUUUCUCAAAUUGGUUUCACUUUGAGGAUUGACCUAUUUUUUUAUUCUUUGCAGAACCAUCUUGAUCUUCAUGCAGUGCUUUGGUUGGAGACUUACCUUGUGAAGUGGCCGAAGACAUUUAUAGUUGUUUCUCAUGCCAGGGAGUUCCUGAACACGGUAUCCAUGCUCCUCUAGCAACUUGCAUUUCUUUUAAUUUUUUGCAGCUAAUGACAGCUUCACCUGAAUGGAAAAGAUGAAGAGCGUUAUUUCAUUUGAAGUUUAAUGAUCGCACAUGAACUCUUUAGGUGGUUACAGACGUCCUUCAUUUGCAUGCACAAAAAUUAACGGCGUACAAAGGUGAUUAUGAUACAUUUGAGAGGACACGUGCAGAACAGCUGAGAAACCAGCAGAAGGCCCUUGAAACAAGUGAAAAAGCUAGAGCACAUAUGCAGGUAACAUAGUUGUCUUUUUCCUUUUUUGAUACUUUAGUAACAUUUAACGGGAACCUUUUUGUUUUCAGUCGGAGUAAAAAAGUUUGAUUUGUUACUGUGGAUUUGGAUGAGGGGUACUGCCAAGUAUAGACACAAAUACUUUGAUGGAUGUUUGUUAGCAAAGGAUGUGGAAAUUCAAAUAUUUUAAGAUGAUAAAAGAGAUAGCCACGAUUAGUAUGAAGUAUCUACUUCUUGCAAUUAUAGCCCUUAAAACCUGUUCCACAUUUUAAGUUAUUUUUCAGCCAGUGCUGUCUCUGUUUCCUUGAAGCAUGAUUGGUAUCCUAUGCUCUAAGUCUGAUUAAGUUGGAGAUUGACCUGGUUCUGACCAUUUUCUUAAUGCCAGUGCACUGGGUCGUUCCUAACAGAGGAUGUUGCCUUGUAGCUAGUUGAUUUUGGAUGGUUGUGGCCUUUGGAGGAUAGAGAGUAUAAUGUACCGCCUGAGGCACAUUUUUUUAAAAUUUUAUUUUUGUAUGCCUGUUGAUUGAUUUGAAACUCGAAGCAAUGUGCCCAUAGCUGCCGAUUAACCUUUAGGCAGUCUGUAUGGUCGAAUAUUAGACGCUAGGUUUGGUGUAGUUAUUUUCUAUUAUUAAAAGCGCGACAAUUGUGUUGACUAGUCUUAAGUGUUGUCCUCUAAAUCCACCAUUCUUAGCUAAUACGUAACCUUUCCUACGAAGUUUGAAGCAAUUAUCUCUUGUAUGUUGAGGUUUUUUACAGUAAUAACACCACAAUCUAUCUUGUCGGACUGUUCCGAGGUAUUAACCUUCUUUUUUUUUUCGAGUUAUGGAUUUCAUUUCUUGCAUUCUCAACUUGAUAGCUUUUAGAUAGCAGAACUCUUUACUUUGCUCUUCUUAGUUAUCAUAGCAAAACUUUUAGAUAGUUGUGUCACAAGCAUAACAUUUUUCUUAGUUUUCUUUGCUGAAAUGAUGGAAAAGGUCUCAUUAAAGAUGGUAGUCUGUCCUUUGCUAACACUUGAACUCUUACUUGAUCAGAUUCCAUAUUUGGUCUUGCUAGAAAUAAAAAAUUCUCUCUCUCUCUCUCUACAAACUUUACUAGAGCUUUGGCAUUUUCACCACACUUCAUCUUAAGAUCUUGAUAAUGAUCUAUUUGACGCCAAAGACUAUUGAAAUAUUUGUAGAAUUCAGUAAUAGAAAGAUAACUUUGUGUUGCAGACGAUACUUUGCUUGAUGGAGUAUUCACUUGAAUGUCCCACACUGUGGGGAAGAACAAAAGAAUUUUAUAAAUCUCUAGCUGCAUUGAAUUUCAUGUCGAGGACAUGAUCAUUGAGUCCUCAUCCUAUGCUUGGAACCUAGGAUUUUUCUCACUUAGACUGACCUAUCUGUCUAAUCUUCCCUUUUUUCCUUCAAGAAUGUUCUCUCGAUCUGUGACCAUAACAGAAUAGUUUUUUCCGUUCCAGUGAUAUGUGGCAUUAAUGAUUUGUAACUCUCCACUUAAGUUCAUCGAUGAGAAUUCCGGGACAACUCCAACAGAGGUAGACACAUUGUUCUCAGACAACUCAAACGUCCUCGAACAGAACAGUCAGAACUUUAAUGAGGACCACGAAAAAAAUUGAAGGAAGAACAGAGGUAGCAAUGAGGGUCACGAUAUAUUUGAGGGAAAAAUAAAGGUGGGAAUAAAGACCUAUGGAGACAUUGGGUAACGAAAGAUUAGGGUUAAAAGUACCGGUGUCCUAGUUGCCGCUGCGGCUCUGAUGCGAUGAAGAAAGAAAUAAUUAUUCUCUACUUAACUGAAUGUAACUUUCACUAUAGAUAUAGAGCUGGGGGAGAGUUUCUCUCCUACUGUCUUUGAAAUUCCUAAAUAAGCUUUCCCAGAGAAAGACCUUACAAAAAAAUGAAAGCAAAAACACAGUAACAACUGAACAGAUCUUCCUGAAAACUCUCUAACUUCUCUAAGUAAAGAGAAGAAUACAUAUUAAGGGAAGGAGAUGUAUUUAGGAAUUCUGAAAAUAUGUCAUGAUAUUCAUCAAUACUUGGUGAUCUCAUGGGUUGUUUAACAUGUGCUUCUGUUUUUAUGCAGGCAUUCAUCGAUAAGUUCCGUUACAAUGCUAAACGAGCAUCUCUUGUCCAGUCAAGAAUAAAGGUGCAUGUUUCUAAUUUAUCUGCUUUAGGUUUUAACAGUCUUAUUUAAUCGAAUUGUACUUACCUGAGUUGACUGCUUAGCGUAGGAUCAACUCUAUGAUGGUUGUCUUAACGAUUUAUUUGAUCUGCAAUGAUGAAUGCUUACACUGAUUACGUAUUUAGGCAUUAGACAGGAUGGGUCAUAUGGACGCAAUUAUUAACGAUCCAGAGUAUGCACCGAAACACCUGCUUCUUUAUAUUGUCACUUCACUGAUUGUUAUUCCAUAUUGAUUAAACACAUUAAAUUAUUGUUUAUAUGCAGUUACAAGUUCGAAUUCCCCACGCCAGAUGAUAGACCAGGACCACCAAUUAUAAGUUUCAGGUUGGCUUUUUCUCUCUCAUAUCAGAUACUGUGAUAAAGGAUCAUCCAUUUUUUCUCUUUAUUGAUGAACCUUUUUUGCGUUUCCCUUCUCAAAUGAGCUUAAUAAUGAGUUUUCAGCACUUUGAAUCCCUUUGAACAUUUUUAUUAUAUAGUCUUUCUUAUUUGUCUGACCGAAGUAUUCUAUCGUACCUGAGGUUAUUUUUUGUCUACUUUAGUCAAUAAGAAGAUUAAUGAUAUACGAUAUGCACUAAGAUAAUUAGCUAUCAAGCUAUUUGAAAAUAGUUUGAAGAAAAUGCUCUUCAUUACAUUUACUUCCAAGUGAUUUGAUAAAAUUGUGAAAAAAUCGUUUAUAUACUGGUAGUUUGCAGUAGAUUGUGGAUAACAGCUGUGAUAAAUGCUUGGUCAUCUGGCUGCCUUGUUGCUCUCUAUUGAAGACUACUUUCUUUAGAAUAAGCUUUCAAGUUAUUUUAUAAUCAUUGCAAAGAUUAUUCAUGGUGCCGUAAAGUUUGCUUACAGCUGGUGAUCGAUAGCAGAAAUGAUAGAUAGCUAUAGUGGUUGGUGCUGUGACAACAGGGAAUGAUAUUAGCGGAUGGCUUAUGUCUACUAAGGCUCUUAGAGAGUUUUUUAAUUAUCAAUACAAAUUAGGCUUCUCCUGGUCAUUUAAAUUUUAUGGAUAUCUUUAGGAUAUGGUUCUUCUUUUUUGAACAUGAAAAAAUCGUUAAACCGCCAGAGACGGAAAUGAUGUAAUUCAGAUAUUAUGUCUCAAUCAAUGUGUUAUGAAGUGCCACCAUAUAUGAACAUCCAGGGAUGCUUUCGAUAAGAUUGCAACCACUUUAAUUUUCUUCCUAAAGAGUAGGCAUAUUUGCUUCACGUCUGACUUAAUUUCAUGUACUUUUUGUCAAGAAAAGCAGCAUUCCUCAUGUUUUCGUGUCAGUCAAUUGUGGGAUUCUGACAACGAUUCCUGCCAUGCAUUUGUCUGACAGUGAUAAUAUUUUGAUACGUCUCUCCCUUUGUAUGUGUCUGUGUAUAUAUGUAUAUACAAAUUAAUAAAUAGAAAUAUUUUUAGGAACACAGUCAUGAUUCUCUAGUGCGUUUUUGCAGUGAUGUAUCUUUUGGUUACCCUGGAGGUCCUCUCUUGUUUAAGAAUCUGAAUUUUGGUAUUGAUCUUGACAGCCGUAUUGCAAGUAAGGAUUUACCUUUUUUCUUUGAUUUCUUGUCCUUGUGUUUUUCUUUUUUCCUACUCAUAGGUUUCUCGGAUUUGUUUUUUAUCUUCCAGUGGUUGGACCUAAUGGCAUUGGAAAAUCAACCAUACUUAAGCUAAUAUCUGGGGAUCUUCAACCCAGCUCUGGAACUGUCUAUCAUUCAGCUAAGGUGACUGUUUUAUUGAGUUCAUGGACAUGUGAUUCUAUUGGUUAAGCUGUCUUUAUUGCGGGUUUGGAAAUUAUCUGCUAAUUAAUUUUGAGUGCUACCAUUUUAUUCUAUGACAUGCAAUGCAGGCGAUCGUUUUGUUGCCUCAAGAAACGAAUUUUUCUAGAAACUCUUGGAAACCUGUUCAACUUAGGUGCUGAUGCUCCGAUUCACUGGUUGAAAUUGAAAACUCUUUAUAAAAAAUUCAAACAAGCCCUUUAUUAAGCGAGUGCACGAUGAUCCAUACAUCUAAAUAGGAAUAGUUGUCUGUAAAUCAAAAUCGAGAUCAAUAAGCCAGCAAGAGGUUUUCUCCUUCUUGGGUCAAGGACACAGGGGAUCCACUAGAAGUCACUUUGAGCUUUACUCGAAAUCCUGCUACUGAUUUAGCUAUUGGGAGUGAGAGCUUCCACUUACUGGCUACUUAGGCCUAUCCCUUGUUUAGAGAAAAUUCGAUUUUCAUCCCUGGAAUCAAAUGACGAAUGUUUGAAACUCUUGAGGGUUUUGAUCUUUAUCUUGUUGAAAGUUUGAUUAAAUUUCAAACAGCUGUUAGUGUUGAAAUCACGAAAUAGUUAACCGGAGCUUUAUUGAACCCCAUUCGCUAAUAACAUGGCAGAGGACUGGCUUACAAGAAGGUUAUCUGUCACGGAUUGAGAUUUGACAGGAGCAUGCGGCCAUAUAAGCUUAAUAGUCGAAGCCUGACUGACCUUAUUUUUUUUCCCCCCUCAUCCAAAUGAAGAAUGAAAAACAGUCGAUGACGCUUUCCUUUGGUCAACGCGGUUUAAGUUCUUUGGUGAGAUUGUUGUCAUUCUUCCAAUGCCUAACUCUACGCAAAAGAUGUGGCUACAAGGUUUUGCUUUCUAGCUCAGUAUCAUUACCUUAGUCCCUAAAGAAGAAAAAUAAACAAAUAAGGUUGAAACUGUCUGAGAUACUUGGCUCUAUUGGAAUGGGUGAAAAUUUUCUGGAUAUAAAAAGAACCAGUCAUUAUGAAAGGGGUAAAAUGAGGUAAAUUUCAUUAGAUGAAAUGGCGAUGUAAGGCCUGUCCCUAUCUAUGAUACGAAGUUACUAGGGACAAUGAAAUGGCCAUGCGGGGAGAAGAGAGUCCGUUUAGGUCUUGCAUAAGCUGCUGCACCUGUGCUAUGUUGCGCCCGGAGAUUGAGCUGGAUUCUAUUGCAUUUCCCGUCAGCUCAGUACGUUUGAGAGGUUAUUUCUUGUUUGAAUGCAACGGGUAACAUCCCGGGUAAAGCGAUCUGGGUGGGUGGGGGUUGGACUCUUUGGAUAACUAGUAUAUGCUCUUUGUAUGCUUAAAUAAUAUAUCAUGGAGUGAAAUGGCUUCGUUUUGAGCCUCUGUUUGGAUCAUGGAUGGCUAUCUGGGUGGAUGGCUUGCAUUGGAAUAGGCAUCAUUUUGGUGAAACCCAAUAGAAAAUGUUGAGAAGUGUAAUGGAUGGGAGUGAACGUGGCUUUGGCCAUCAUCUGGAUCCUUAUGAAUUUGCACGUGGCUCUCAUCCUUUUGAGGUGGGCAUUCUUUUUUAACUUUUGUAUUCUUCUAAUAUUCCUUCAAGAUUAAGAAUCUGUUCAUAUUCACUGAUUUGUUUAUUGCAUUUCUUUUCUUCUUUUCUUGCUUGUUGCAUAACAUCAUUAUUUUUUUUCACCGUCUAUUGAUGAAGUAAUAUGCGGUACUUUAGUGGGUCUUAUCAUUAUGUACUUUGGUAAUAUGUCUUCUCUUUGUUAAUCUUCUAUUUACAGGUUCGUAUGGCUGUCUUUAGUCAACACCAUGUUGACGGCCUUGACUUAUCAUCAAAUCCCCUUCUUUAUAUGAUGCGCUGCUACCCUGUAAGUAAAUGAUUUUGCCUUUGUGUUUCAUACUCUAUCUAGAAUUGCCUCAGUUUCUUUCAUGCGGUGUAAAUUUUUGGCUAUUCAAGAGAGAAAUAUGCAUUUUUAGAAGGUUAUAAAACUUCAAACUAUUUUCUCAUAGAAGAGUUCAUGGUGUAGCCUGUUCUUGGACUUACCCGUGAGAAAUGCUUGAGUUUCUCCCUUUAGAGGCCUCCUUCGCGAAAUGCUACGAAGGCGGCUUCAGUAUUCAUGGCUUCCUUGUAUUGUUUGUCUGCACAGAGAGGGCGAUUUUUAAAUAAAAUCUAGUCGUAAUGGAUCACAUUAAUGUAUAAAUUUCAACUGAAGAGACUAUAGAAAUGUCCUACGAUGAAGCAUGUCAGUAGUUUUCUUCCCAUUCAGGUGCUUUAUAUAGAAGAAAUUCUAUGCUGCCGCUUAGGCAAAUGUUUUUGUUCUAAUCAAACAAUACCCUCAGUGGAUCAAGCUCCAAGCUGAUCGCUCCAAAUGCCUCGGAAGGAAAGAGGAGCUUCAAGCCCAAUCAAGCUUUCCACCUUGCUAGGAUUGUAGAGACGACUUGGCAACAGCACAAGGGUCAACUAGUCCACUAGGUCAAUCUACUCCAUUUACUUGCCUGUCUGCUCUCCGAUCAUAUUCACAACCAAGUUGGAACCCCACGAACCCCCCCAGUCUUCAUGAUGAAAUAACCUUCUCCCCUGUUCCCUGUCCACCUCCAUGGCUGACUUUGGUACCCAUUAGCCCCAUCUGACCCCAAUCGUUUUGUCAUUGCUUCAUGGUUGACCAUCCAGCUUUGGCUGACUAGAAUGAUAGUUAAUUCUGUAUUGAUCCUUAUCUUUUGUAAAGUUAGCUAUGUUCAGUAAUCAUUUGAAUGUUGAGUAUGUCCCUGCUCUGGCGUGUUCUAUGGAUUGUGACAUAAUCUGAAAGCUGCUUAGUUUCUGUAAACGAUGAUGAGGACGAAACUGAGCUGGCCCAAACUUGGGCGCUCUACGUACGAUGUACACCCCAUCAGAUACAUAUCGACUUUUGUCUUAUGGAUCCAACAUUUCUAUCUAUCUUGUCUCCAAGAUAGAGAGAAAGAGGAGAUUUCCCUUCUUAUGGAAAGAUUCCCUUAUUGAAUGCUUUUCUUUUUUUCAAUGCCAGUUUGAGAAAGAUGUGUCGUCAAAGAUCCUCCUCCAAGAAAAAAAGACUUAAAUUUGUAGUUCACUUCUUGCAGGGGGUGCCUGAACAGAAGCUUAGAGGUCAUUUGGGCUCCUUUGGUGUUACAGGCAAUCUGGCCUUGCAGCCAAUGUACACCUUAUCAGGUAACUCUCUCUCUCUCUCUCUCUCUCUCUCUCUCUCUCUCUGAGAGCAAGCUCGAAUGUAUUUUGGGCAGCCUUUUCUGUCUUUAGAUUUCUCUCCGUCCCAUUUUACCAUGGUACUGACAUGUGUUUUAACCUUGGGUGCAAUUUCAGGCGGUCAGAAGAGCAGGGUCGCAUUCGCAAAGAUAACAUUCAAGAAACCUCACAUAAUUCUGCUUGAUGAGCCGUCCAACCAUCUCGUGAGUAUACAUACAUACAUACAUACACUCUUUUUUCUCUUUUUUUAAUGCCCUUUUCUUUCGAAUAUUUAUUUAUUUAUUUAUGGGGAUUUUAGGAUCUGGAUGCCGUUGAAGCUCUGAUUCAGGGGCUCGUCCUCUUCCAGGGAGGCGUGCUGAUGGUAUGCAUCUCCUUGAGCGCUUCCCUCCCUAUCUAAGAUAAAUAUGUUCGCCUUUGUUGUGUACAUAUUCUCAUCCUCGUUCUUGUUGGUGGGCCCAUUUCUCGUCUGCUUCUUCAGGUGAGCCACGAUGAGCAUCUCAUAUCGGGGAGCGUUGGUGAGCUCUGGGCCGUGUCUGAUGGCAAGGUCGCGCCAUUCCUUGGGACCUUCCAGGAUUACAAGAAGAUGCUCAAGUCCGCUUGA